AUCCUCUCAUAUUGAUACUCCAACUUCUUUUCCCUACUUUUGUUGCAGCCCCUAUAAUGCGCCAUGGUCACACCACCUCCUAUUCACUGUCCCACUCCAUCACCAACCCCCUUGAACUUCAACAGCGACGCUUCCAUCACCACCGGCCACAACAUGCUUGUCUCUGUGCUUCUCGCACUUUUUCUGCCAUGUGUAGAGAAGGGUUUGUCAUCAUCGGAGCUAGAGAAGUUGCCUAAGGUCACCGGGAAAGAGCUUGGUUUGGGGACAGAGUGUGCUGUUUGUCUAGAUGACAUUGAAAGUGAACAGCUGGCUAGGAUAGUUCCUGGCUGCAAUCAUGGGUUUCAUCUGGAAUGUGCUGAUACUUGGCUUUCCAAGCACCCUGUUUGUCCUGUUUGUCGGGCAAAGCUUGAUGAUCAGUUCUCUACUGCUUCUGCUUCUCCAGAGAACAAUCCUUGUUGAAAUUUUAAGAAUUAAUUAGAAGUUGAUUAUGUCUUGAGUUUCUUAUUUAGGAUUGCAAACGAUGCAGUGUAUUAUUAUGUCUCGAGUUUCUUGACGCAGUGUGUGCACGGGUUGUUAAUUAGAGCUGGUUCAUGGCAUGGUCAUCAGAAUUCUCCUUGGCAAUUUCUGUCAGAGCAAAUGCUGGAAACAUUUUCAUCAUGGAAAUAUCUCACAAGUUUGCUUUGGACCAUUAAUUAGCUUAGAUAAUGGACAUAUAGGUGGCAUGAAUUUAAGUUUUGACAUGAAGAGAAAGGGACGCAAACAACAAAUCCUAGUUUACCAUGUUCUUGUGUCAAUAGAUGACGAGUUCUUAUAGGAUUUGUUGUCAAGAAGUGAUACAAACCAGUACAAAGUUCAGUUUAUCCCUCUGUCUCAUUCAUAGCCAUGGCAUGGUUUAGAAUCCUUGUACAGUUUUCGAAGUUAUCAUCUGGACACAAAUGUCAGUGACUUGUACCAUGGAUGGAGGUUACUGUUGGCAGAUUGACGGUGCCUUGGUUUUCGGAAUGCUUGCUCUAGAAACUACCAGUUUUAGAUGCCCACAGGUUUCGAGUAGUGUCUGUUCAUUCCUGGGAAUCUGCAGUGAUCACCAUUCUUUA
Populus euphratica (Euphrates poplar) is the source of this 1094-nucleotide messenger RNA. Its product is annotated as E3 ubiquitin-protein ligase ATL23-like. Bases 64 to 459 code for a protein of 131 amino acids. The transcript is spliced from 2 exons. NCBI's taxonomy places the organism in Eukaryota, Viridiplantae, Streptophyta, Magnoliopsida, Malpighiales, Salicaceae. The record is from RefSeq and is a predicted model, not a curated record.